Messenger RNA from Penicillium vulpinum, 885 nucleotides. RefSeq lists its product as uncharacterized. NCBI's taxonomy places the organism in Eukaryota, Fungi, Ascomycota, Eurotiomycetes, Eurotiales, Aspergillaceae. The record is from RefSeq and is a predicted model, not a curated record. The transcript has a single exon. Bases 1 to 885 code for a protein of 294 amino acids.
AUGCAUUCCCUUGCAACAUCACUUAUCUCUCUAUCCCUGCUAUCAGGCACAAUCCACGCCCAAAGUAUUGCCCGUGUCUGGACACACUUCUACCCAAACUGCCCCGGCGAGGCAUUUAGCAAGCUCGACACAUACGAAAACUACCAAGAAUCUGCCCCAUCCCAAGAUAUCACCGAGGGCAGCUGCAAAAACUUCGCCGUCCCCUCAUACGAGCGCAAUCUCGUUAGCGCCAUCUCCGUCGAUUCAGAGCUCCUCUCCCACAGCCACGACCUCCCCUUUCUAGAAGGUGGCAGCGGCUGCAACAUCACCGUCCACGAGGUCCCAGGGUGUAUCGACCCGCCCUUAAUCACCAAAGAGAUUCGAGACGGCGUUGAAGUUAGUCAGUGCGAGCCGCGCAAAUUUGUCGCUUACACCCAGGUCUGGGUGGACCUUGUUUGCGACAGCAACAGUCCUUUCCACGAUGAGAAUAUUCCUACGUCGGAGACAAAUGAGAACAAGCAAGCAGAUACCAAGCAGUCCAUGCCUACUGCUGAGCCCGAUACGCCUGUGCACACUGAGAAACAGACUUCCGUCGAAGAUAUUAAUAAUAUCCAGACGCCUGGGUCAGAAUCAGAUUCCUGGCGUCCGUCCCAGGUUGCGCAGACCCAGCGUGAGCCGGUGCAGGAGGGACGUGUUAAUGAUGCAGGCCAUGCGCAGAGCGAGCAGAUGGUUCAUCAGAUGAUGGAGUUGUUGAAGAAUAGGACCUCGCAUAAUGUCACUGGCAACUAUCAGUCUGCACACUCAAAUGUUACGCUGCAUAUCAAUGGCACCACCGCGGGUAAUCACACUGCGACAUCACGUCGACGUUUGUCUGUUUUGCGAAACAAGGCUCCUCAUUUUGUUUAG